Thamnophis sirtalis is the source of this 4788-nucleotide messenger RNA. Lineage: Eukaryota; Metazoa; Chordata; Lepidosauria; Squamata; Natricidae. The record is from RefSeq and is a predicted model, not a curated record.
UCAGGGAUGCAGAUGAAUCUGAAGUGCCCAAAUGACAGCCAAAAUCAGGCACUUUCUGUUCUAUCAGAGACUAAUUCCAUUGCCAGUUGGGAUGCAAGAUUGUGUGGGUUUGGCUACCAACACACACCAAGGGGGGUCUUAGACAACUUCAAGACCUACAAUUCCUUCCCUCUGCCCUCCCCGCAGAGAAAACGACGAGCCAAUCAGAAGGCUGGGUGUGUCCAGAGUCCUUUUCCGCUUCUCUCCAUCAGAAGCAGCUGCCUGACUGAAAGGAGAAGCGGAGGGAAGAAGAAAUCAGAACGGAGGAGAGAGAGGCUCUCAUCUCCGACCAAGGCACGCCGCCUCUGUUUGUAUACAGUACGCUUUCCAGCCAGCACAGCCUUUUCUUCCAGCCCUCCCUUGCUCUCUCUUCAUUGUUCUCUUCCCGGCGGCGGCGGCGGGAGCAGCCAGUCAAGAGGCUGUCACGACAGACGGAAGGGAAAAGAGCGAGGCUCCCCUCCUCUCUCCCUCUCCCACCCGCACACACCUACCAGCACUUUUCUCUGCGAGCGGCGAGUAGGCUCGUGGCGCUUCAGCAUGUGAGCUGCGCUUAGGUCUCUCAGAUCUCCCCUUUAAUGUUAGGCGAGACGCAGAACCUAUGAGGAAAGGAAAAAGAGAGAGAUAGAAAGAGGGAAGGAGGCAAAAGGGAGUUUUCUCUUUCUUGAUCCACAGGGCAGAAAGGUUUUCAUUCGACUAGAAAUAAUUUUAAGACAUAGCUUUUAAUCGCCAAGUGGCUAGAUAGAAGGACUCUUCCAGCCUUCCGCCCUCCUCUGCCUGCGCUAAACUCACGCCUCUUUUUUUUCCAUCUACUUGGGAUCGUCCCUUGGGGGAUUCAAAGACCAUGAGCCGCUGGGUAGCCGCCUGGUUCCUGUUGUGCUUGAGUCUCGAACCCCCUUCGUUCGCCAAAGAGGAUGCAUGUGACUCUAAUCCUUGUGAAAAUGGAGGCAUCUGUGUGUCUGGUUUGGAUGGUUUCUAUACUUGCGAAUGUCCUGAUGGCAUCACAGAUUCCAAUUGUUCUAGUGUUAUGGAGGUUGAUGUGAAUGAGUGUGAAGCUGAACCCUGCAAGAAUGAUGGUAUUUGUACAGAUCUGGUAGCUAACUAUUCCUGUGAGUGCCCAGGUGAAUUCAUGGGGAGAAAUUGUCAAUAUAAAUGCUCUGGACCAUUGGGAAUAGAAGGAGGAAUCAUUUCUAACCAACAGAUUACUGCAUCAUCUACCCACCGGGCUCUUUUUGGGCUCCAGAAAUGGUAUCCCUACUAUGCACGACUUAACAAGAAAGGUCUCAUAAAUGCUUGGACUGCAGCAGAAAAUGACAGAUGGCCAUGGAUUCAGAUAAACCUACAGCGAAAAAUGAGAAUCACUGGAGUUAUCACACAAGGUGCCAAGAGAAUUGGAAGCCCAGAAUACAUUAAAUCAUACAAAAUUGCAUAUAGCAAUGACGGUAAAUUAUGGAGCACAUACAAAGUGAAAGGCACUACUGAAGAUAUGGUUUUCCAUGGAAAUGUGGAUAAUAAUACACCUUAUGCAAAUUCUUUCACCCCGCCAAUAAAAUCUCAGUAUAUACGAUUGUAUCCUCAAGUCUGUAGAAGGCAUUGUACUUUGCGAAUGGAACUUCUUGGCUGUGAAUUAUCAGGUUGUUCUGAACCUUUGGGGAUGAAAUCGGGACAUAUACAGGAUUAUCAGAUCACUGCUUCCAGUAUCUUCAGAACACUCAACAUGGAUAUGUUCACAUGGGAACCCAGGAAAGCUCGACUAGACAAACAAGGCAAAGUUAAUGCCUGGACAUCAGGGCACAGUGACCAAUCUCAGUGGCUACAGAUUGAUCUUCUUGUUCCUACAAAAGUCACUGGCAUCAUUACUCAAGGAGCUAAAGAUUUUGGUCAUGUUCAGUUUGUGGGUUCCUAUAAAGUCGCCUAUGGAAAUGAUGGACAACACUGGACCAUAUAUCAGGAUGAAAAGCAAAAAAAAGAUAAGGUUUUCCAGGGAAACUUUGACAAUGAUACCCACAGAAAGAACGUUAUUGAUCCUCCAAUCUAUGCACGGCACAUAAGGAUCCUCCCCUGGUCAUGGUAUGGCAGAAUCACUUUACGGUCAGAGCUUUUGGGCUGUACAGAAGAGGACUGAUGCAUAAACCUGCACUUAAUAGCACAACUCUUGAUAUUUCUAAAUAUAUAUACAUAUAUAUAUAAAGAAAACUCCAUAGAAGAAACUGCAAAACCUGUAGGAAGUUGAAUGGGCUUUUCAUGAAUAAGUGCUCACUUUCUGGUAGGCUGUUCUCUUUUGUAAGGAAGUCUAAGCCUGCUCUUAAAAUAGUCCAAUUCUGAUGCAUAUUCUUACCUCUUUUUAAUUUUUCUUUUGUUCCCUUUUAAAUCUGCUCCAAUUAUUUCUCUGUUUUACUGUGAAAGUUCAUGUUCUCUUCUGAGUUGUUCUCAUUGGCUAAAAUGUGAUAAGAGCUAAAACAAAAAAUAUAAAUGAUUUUUGCAAGGGAAAUGAACAUGGUUUUACAGAGUUCAUUAGUAAUCUGAGAACAAGCUGAUGGAUGUCACUAUUUCAAAACCCAUGCAGUCAUCUUACUUACUUACAAGUGAUACUGUGGCUUUAGCAAUAAGUUUUUUCUCGGGAAUGACUUCAUUUGAUUCUUUCCCUUGUGCCUAUCAUAUACUGUCAUGACAAAUGAUACUAUUUUUGAAAACAAAAAUAUGUGGUCUGCGGUCCUUCCAUGUCACAUGCUACAUUUUGUAAUUUUUUUUUUAGAAGAGCUGAGUCCACGCACUUUAGAUUUUGUUUCCAGUUGUUUCGCUUUUUACUGAGCACAAUGGGAACAUUUCAUUGUCUUUUACAUUUAAUCCCAUUAACUGCUGCUGGUUUUUUUUUUCGGUGACCAAAGCUGAAUUUUAUAGGACAAAAUCUGUCAUUGUUACAUUAUGAAGUCUAUGACUUUGUAAAUGAAUUCAGCUUACAGGUUUCCCCCCACCCCACAAUGCUGGGCUGACAUGAAUAUGGACCAAAUCUGAAGAUGAUUCUCAGUAAAAGAAAGUUGCAUAAAUGGCUUAAUAUGGCAUCCAUGUGCUUCUGUCUUUUCUUCCUUCAGAGUUGGCUUGUUAAUCUAUGAAGGAGCUGUCCCCAACCCUUUGGGUCAGUGGGAAAGGGAGCCAGUGUGAUAAAAAAAAAAUCUAGCAUUCAUUCCAAAAUGAACCAAUGUAUCUUAGUUCAGAAGUGCAACCUUGCUACAGCAUUGUCCAUAAGCUACACUACAGAGGGACAUAUACAAGUGAUGGGCUGGGUGCUGUUAUGAUCUUUCAGUUAUUGCAAAAUUCAGCUGUACAAAGUUAUUUUGGGCACACAAGUUUGAUAAUCAGGCCAGGAAGAGGCAAAAGUAGAAGGAAAAGGAAGAGAAAGCAGAACAGUUUUACUGAAUGCAAACAUCAGACUUAAUUUCAAACUCAGCAUGUCUGUGGUUCUUAAGACUGUAAAGACACUGGUGGACUCGGGUAUAUAUACAUCUAAUAACAUCACAAAGUUAAGAUUGUAACUUCAAUUAUUUUUAAAACAAGGAAUAUUUCUUUCCCUACUAAAAGAUGCUAUGUGUGUAGAAAUUAGGCUACUAAAAGACAGUUAACCAACCCAAGAUCCCUGCUACAAGAAUUCAGCUUUCACUUACACUGUAACUGAGGACAACCAUUCUGACAGAACUUUCUAACAAUAUAGAAGAAAUAAAGUUAUUGGGAGAGGGUUAAGGUUUUCAAAGUGAUGGUCUAGAUCACAGUAAAGGUUCUUAUUGUUACUGUAGCUCUUAUAUCUCUGGGACUUCUAACAUAUCAGAGAUACUUAUGUGACAAGAAUUACUCCCAAUUCCAGGUCAUUCAUCUUGAUUAAGGAAUAUUGCUUUCUGUGCCUUGGAUAUCCUAUCUGAAAAUAUACAGCUAGGAUUCGAUGCACACCAAUCAAUGCUAGAGUGCCAUGUAUCCCUAGUUUGUGAUCAUCCAAACAAGAUAUGAAAUGCUGUUGCCAUGGGAAGGAGGGUACCAAGAUACUGCAAAAGGAUGGCUGGAAUAGUUUCUUGUUUCCACUUAUGUCCAUCUACAAAGGCAAUUAUAUAUAGAAAGACAGUGAGAAUUUGACAGAUGACUUAAUCAGUGGAAUUUCUCUUGCAAAUGAAACUCCAGUUUGUUCAGGGGUUUUUACUAGACAGUGAUCCUGGCCACUAUUGCAAAGCACUUUCAUUUAAACAAGGUAUUUGCUGAAUGUACUUUUCUUACUUGAAACUCUAUAUCAAUCACCAUCUCCAUUCUUAUUUUAAUAAAAGAUAUGUGGGAUGGGAUGGGUUUUUUUUUAGCCUCAUUAAAAUAGUUCACACUAAACAUUUUUAUUUAAUUACGUUAUUUCUUUGUUUCCAAAUUAUGGCAAUAUACAGUAAGUAUGGGUUCUACAACCUUGAAGUAUAUAUAUAUGAGCUACCCUAUAAUUAUAGAGUAUAAUUAGAAAAAAGAUUAUAGCCAGCACUAGCUUCCUGCAGUGGAAUUAAUGGUGCGACAGAUUAUUCUUUUUGAAAACAAAAUCCCUUUCUCCAUGCAACCUUAAGCUUAGGGAAUUGUCUAGAGCACAUUUGGGAAUAAAUGGGAGCAUGGGAGAACACCAACAAAGGCAGGAGAUGAUAUAGCACAAGUAGAUGUAAUAUGUGUUAGGUAAGCUCCCCGUUGGAAGAGCAAGUGUAUUCAGAGAAGCGUUGUGAGAGUUGUGUUGGAGAACAC